GCCGCGCAUUUUGCGUCGUCGUAUGAGUGUCCGUUCCGAGCCAUUCAGAUGUUCGUGGUUGUUCGUGGUGUAGCGAUUGUUGACAGUUACUGAGUCUUUUAAUUAUUAGUGGCACUGGAGCCUCCUCCGUUCUCGUCCGGCAGCUUCGGCCAAGCAGCUGUGUAUUCUAACGGCCACCGUCACGUAUCACGGCAAAUCCAGCCGCAUCGUCGUCGACGUCGAGAGGCUUCAGAAUUGGCCGCAACAAUGAGUAGUAGAUCACAGAUGACAGCAAUGAAUGGAAAGAGGCCUUCCUCGAUACCUUCUAGACAUCAGCCAGAAACUCUGGCACAGCACUUUGAUUUGAUUAAGUAUAUCUAUGAUUCAUGGAACUCUGUAUCUAGAGAGCUAGAUAUGUCUCACAAUCAACCACUCAAUAAUGCCCCCACGCCAUAUAGAUAUGGCGCAUCAAUUACAUAUUAUCAAGAACGUGAGCCAAACCCUCAGCUAAAAGAUUUUGAGCCAUUCAAUUUAGAGCAAUGGUGGGGACAACGUGUUGUACAAAGUGUUAGUACUAGGAAUUCAAAUUCCUAGUGCCAGGCCCAUCACGUUGACUAUAAUCGAACAUUUUCAAAUAGACAUAAGAAACAAAAGAGGUAAAUGAAGAAUUAAAAAAUUAAAUCUGUUUUUAUUUAUGAACAAAAUUUAUCAUCUACUUUAAAUUGACGAAAAACGAUAGUUUAGAUAUAUGUAGUAUCCCUGGACGACUUUUGAAUCUUUCGAGAAAAAAGGAAAUACAGUAGCAUCAAACAAAUAUAAAAGCGUAAAAGAAAAAGAGAAAGAUAUAGCUACAAAAUAAUAGAAAUAGUACGUUGCUAUGAUAUAACAUUCCUCUUAUCCUUGAUUAUAUUUUAAUGAGAUAUCUCUUUCUGGAUCGCAUGUUAAACAAAAAUUAAGAGAUAAAAGCUUUUUCUCGUUUUUAAUAUUAUCUUUGCAAAUCUUGAGAAAGACGUUUCAAUAAUUAAGAACGUUAUAAUACAAUGCCGAACUAUUUAUUUUAGCCACUAAAUAAUACAAAGUAUGUAAUUAUACAUAAAAUAGAAUUGUAAGACAUAAUUUACUAUAAUACCGAAUUUCCACCGUUAUUUAAAGAGAAAUUUAAGAUAAUUAUACGCCUUUUUAUCUCCUUGGACACGUUGAGCGAAAUAAAUUUGUUGCUCAACAAUGCACAAAGCAUUUAUGGAGUGCUCAAACUUAUUUGAUAAAAAAUUGCAUAGACAAAUUUUAGGGGUUAUACCUUUUUAGAAUAUACGCGUAAAUGUACUCUUUUUCACAUGUUGCAUUUUACAUUUUCAAGAUUUUUCACCGUCACGUCCAUAAAGUGACUGCACUUUAGCUAAAUAGUUACUUUAGCUAAUACAUAAAAUAUAAAUAAAAAUGUUUUCCACGUCUGGAAGGAGAUUUUAUUAAUAUACGAAAUAGGAAAUGCCGCACUUGAAAUUAAUGAUCAUAAUAUGAAAUAGUGUGAUAGUUAUUGCGAUUUUAAAUAUGAUCAAUAUGUAUGUAUGUAUAUGUACAUCUAUGAAUGUAUAGCUAUUAUAUAAGUUUAAACAGGUAAUGUUUCUAAUGAGAAAACAAUAAGAGACAAUGUCUUUCUACAAUA
Messenger RNA from Linepithema humile (Argentine ant), 1642 nucleotides. RefSeq names its product MAPK regulated corepressor interacting protein 2. Lineage: Eukaryota; Metazoa; Arthropoda; Insecta; Hymenoptera; Formicidae. The record is from RefSeq and is a predicted model, not a curated record.